This is a messenger RNA of Neohortaea acidophila, 565 nucleotides long. RefSeq lists its product as uncharacterized. The record is from RefSeq and is a predicted model, not a curated record. Lineage: Eukaryota; Fungi; Ascomycota; Dothideomycetes; Mycosphaerellales; Teratosphaeriaceae. The annotation marks the transcript as partial. The transcript has a single exon.
CCCGAGCCGUCGCCGUACAAGCCAACCGAGUGGAAGCCCGAGCCGUACAAGCCUGAGCCGUCGCCUUACAAGCCUACCGAGUACAAGCCUUCGCCUUACCAACCCGUGGAGACCAAGCCGGCAACUUACCCCACCGAGUCCAAGCCGUCGCCCUACUCCCCUGUGACCCCCACCACCAUCGUCCCAGUGCCAGCUUCCCCUACCGCUCCUCCAGCGUACAGCUCUCCCACCUGGGGAACCACCUACAACGCGACCACUCCGACUGUGAGCCCCGUCAUCCCCUCUACUGGCGGUGCUUCGAAGCUCGGCGGGGGUAUUGUUGGCAUCGCAGUCGCUGCCAUCGCCUGCUUGGCCUUCUUUUAAUCGCCCACAAUCACGAACCAUUGGCGGUCUUGCUGCAGCAGCGACCUGCCGCAGUAACGUACGGGGUGGGAUGGGAUAGACGGAACUAGAGGAACCUAUACAAUCCUAGAGAUGGAUAUCGCAAUAAUGGUAGUGUUGAACGUUUUUACAUAAGGUAGACUUAUCUAUCAUGGUCUUUGAAGAAUCAACAACCCUCCUUUGA